UCCGCCACCGGAUCCUUCCCCCCCGGCGCCGCUGCCGCCGCCUCCUCCGGGCCCGCUCCGGCCUCGGACCCCCGGGAUCCCCCCCCACACCCCGGGACCCCCCCCCCCCCCCCCGGGACCCCCGGCCCCGCGAUGUGGCUCUUCUCCCGGGACCCCGUGCGGGAUUUUCCCUUCGAACUGGGCCCACCCGAUCCCGAGCCGGAUCCCGACCCGGCCCCGGCGGUGGACGCGGCCCCGGCUCCGCUUUGGCGGCUGCUGCGGGGGAGGCGAAAGGCGGACGGGGCGCCCGUGUCGGUGUUCGCCCACAGCUUGGGGACGGGGGACGCGGCCGCCACCCCCCUGGCCCGGGCGGCCUUGCGGCGCCUGCGCAGCCUGCGGCACCCCAACGUGCUGGGUUACCUCGACAGCCUGGAGACGGAGCAGUGCCUCUACCUGGUGACGGAAGCGGUGACGCCGUUGCGCCGGCACCUGCGGCUGCGGCCCCCGACGGGCGACCUGGGGGAGCAGGAAGUGGCCUGGGGGCUGCACCAGCUCCUGACGGCGCUGGCGUUCCUGGGGGGCUCGGGGCUCGUGCACCACGCGCUGGGGGCCGACGCCAUCUUCGUCGACCCGGGGGGCGACUGGAAACUCGGGGGGCUGGAGCGGGUGGCGGCAGCCAGCGAAGGGGUCCCCCCCCGGCCCCCCGGCGUCCCCCCCCGGCCCCAGGAUCCCCCCGAAUUUGGUGACUCUUCACGAGGGCGGGGUGAGCCCUGGGCGGGGGACAUGUGGCGCUUGGGCUGCCUCAUCUGGGAGGUCUUCAACGGCCCCCUGCCCCGACCCGCCGCCCUGCGCAGCUUCGGCAAGCUGCCGGCAGGGUUGGUCCCCCCGUUCUGCGAGCUGGUGGCCGCGGAGCCGUCGGCGCGGCCGGGACCGGAGCAGCUCCUGAAACGGCUGCAGCGGCCGGGAGCCUUCCUCGCCUGCCCCCUCGUGCGCACCGGCCUCUUCCUCGAGCAGCUGCAGGUCCGGGACCCCUCGGAGCGCCGCACCUUCCUGCAGGAGCUCAGCACCCUCCUGGAUUCCCUUCCCGGCCCCUUCCUGCGCCACAAACUUCUGCCCCGGCUGCUGGCGGCCCUCGAAUUCGGCAGCGCCGACGCCAGCGCCCUACCCCCCCUCCUCAAGGUGGCGAAGGCGCUGGACCCCCCCGAAUACCAGGAGCGCGUCGUCCCCGUCAUCGUCCGCCUCUUCUCCUCCCCGGACCGGGCCCUGCGGAUGCAGCUGCUGCAGCAGCUCGAGGAGUACGUGGAGUUCCUACCCGAGGCCACGGUGGACGCCCAAAUUUUCCCCCACGUCGCCCACGGGUUCCUCGACACCAACCCCGCCAUCCGCGAGCAGACCGUCAAGUCCAUGGUGCUGCUGGCACCCAAGCUGGGGGAGGGACGUCGGGCGCGGGAGCUGCCGCGGUUGCUGCUGCGGGUGCAGGCGGGCGACGCGUUGGGACCCCUGCGAUGCAACGCCACCCUCUGCCUCGGCCGCCUCGGUCCCCUCCUGCCCCCCCAGACCCGGCAGCGGGUGCUGGCCCCGGCGCUGGCGCGGGCGACGCGGGACCCCUUCGCCCCGGCGCGGGCGGCCGCCGUCGCGGCCUUCGCCGCCACCCAUGGGUGCUACUCGCCCCAGGAGUGCGCCGGGAAGGUGCUGCCCGCUCUGUGCGGGCUCACCGCUGACCCUCACCCCGGCGUCAGGCAGCAGGCUUUCCGGGCGAUCCGCAGCUUCCUGGAUCAGCUGGAGGCGGCCGCCGAGUCCGGGGGGACCCCGGAGGGGGACCCCCCCAGCGCAGCCACCGCAGCCCCCGGGGGUCCGGGUGGGGGGGUCCCGGGGGGGUUGGGGGCCGCCGUGUCCUGGGCCGUCACCGGCGUCACCUCCCUGACGGCGCGGCUGAUGGGGGCCGAGGCCGGGGGCCCCCCCCAGACCCCGCACACCCCUGCCGAGAGCCCCCCGGCCCCCCCAAAAGCCCCCCCCCCGAGGAGCCCCCCCCGGAGGACCCCGAUGGGUGGGACGACGACUGGGGCAGCUUGGAGGACAUGGAGCUGCCCCGGAGCCCCCCUGCGAGCAGCGAGGAGGAUGGGGGACCCCCCCCCCCAACAACCCCCUGCACCCCCCCUCCCGCACCCCUCCCCCACUGCCCCUCCCCCCACCGGGGGGGAUGAGGAGGGGGAGUGGGGGGUGGGGGGGGAGUGGGGCACCGAGGACGCCUGGGAGACUUCGCCCUGUCAGCAGGAGCCCCCCCCUUCCCCGGGCUCGAGCCGGCGGCACCGGGAACAGCAGCGGCGCCGGGAGCUGGAGGCAAAACGCCGGGGGGGUCCCCGGGGCCCCCCCAAACUGGGGACCCGAAAACUCGACUGAGGGGCGUGGCAGGGGGCGUGGCAGGGGGCGUGGCAAUAAACCAUGGGGGCGGCAGCGCCCCCGUGUGGUGAGGGCCUGGA
Grus americana (Whooping crane) is the source of this 2459-nucleotide messenger RNA. It is a transcript of the gene SCYL1, whose product is annotated as SCY1 like pseudokinase 1. Gene Ontology annotation, biological process: protein phosphorylation. NCBI's taxonomy places the organism in Eukaryota, Metazoa, Chordata, Aves, Gruiformes, Gruidae. Gene Ontology annotation, molecular function: protein binding; protein kinase activity; ATP binding. The record is from RefSeq and is a predicted model, not a curated record. The transcript has 16 exons. Bases 133 to 2379 code for a protein of 748 amino acids.